CACACCAAAGAGACUUUGCCACGCAUCACAUUACACUCUCAAAACACUUCUAGCUAGUUAACACUCAAGUAACUAAUUCACGUCUUUUUCUCCUCAUAAUUAGCAACUAUGGCCAGCUCUAGCUCUGUCAAGAUCGCCUGCGUUGUUGUCAUUGCCAUGGUGGUGGUGGCUGCGCCUGCCGCCGAGGCAUUGAGCUGCGGGGCGGUAUCGAGCAACCUCGCGCCGUGCAUUAACUACGCCAAGAGCGGCCUCGGGCCCGUCCCCGGGGGGUGCUGCACUGGGAUUAGGAAUGUGAACAGCAUGGCAAGGACCUCAAAAGACCGCCAGGACGCUUGCAGGUGCCUGCAGAACGCUGCUACUGCCAUCAAGGGUCUCAAGCUCAACGUCAUCGCUGGACUUCCCAGCAAGUGUGGAGUAAACAUUCCUUACAAGAUCAGCCCCUCCACCAACUGCAACACUGUGAACUGAAGUUGAAAGACAAAAGUAGCAAUUUUCAGCUGGCGGAUAUGCAUAAUAUGAGAAUAAGUGUGUGGGUGCCCUACACAUAUAUAAUUGUCUCCUCUAUAGGGGAGUCGUAAGCUUUAUGGUUUUAUAGUUGUAAUUUCGUCUACAACGGAUAUGUAACUUUUGUUCGUUUGACAGAAGUACUUAUUCCCUUUUUCAUGUGAUUGAGAAAUAUCAACUUUUUCCUCAGUAAAUAAGUCUAUCCAUCAGUUUCUCAA
Molecule: messenger RNA, 722 nt
Organism: Morus notabilis
Lineage: Eukaryota; Viridiplantae; Streptophyta; Magnoliopsida; Rosales; Moraceae
Product: non-specific lipid-transfer protein 1
Exons: 2
Coding region: 109-468 (119 amino acids)
Biological process (GO): lipid transport
Cellular component (GO): membrane
Molecular function (GO): lipid binding
Source: RefSeq, a predicted model, not a curated record